AUGGAGACGUCAGCCGAAGCAGCAGCGGAGGCUCGGAAUGGGCUGCGGCGAAUCUCCUCAGACGGGGAACCUGGGGGGAAGGUAGCUUAUCUCGAGCCGGAGCCGGCUCGGGUUUCGGAUGUUGGCGAGGCGGGAGCUGGCGAAUUGUUAGAGGACGACGAGGAGGAGGCGGAGGAAGGGGAGGAUAACGAGGAGGAGGAGGAGGAGGAGGAGGAGGAGGAGGGAGAGGAGUCGGACCUAGCUUCCGCAGAUGACGGGUCAUUCUUCGGCAUUGGCGGGGAGAGGGAGCUCGUCGCCACAGCGCAUGAGCAGCCGCUAUCACCGCCGCCGCCGCCGCCGCUGGCUGAGUCGCCAGCGGCGCCUGGCGAGGAGGGCGCGGGCUUGGCGGAGGAGGGGGGGAUGACGACAGCAGAAGGGAGAGGAGGCGUUGCGGGAAAAGGCGGGUUCGACAGGGAAGCGGGGAAUGCUGGAGACGGGGGAAACGCAGGGGACACGGGGAAUGCAGACAGGGGAAACGCAGGGGACACGGGGAAUGCAGACAGGGGAAACGCAGGGGACACGGGGAAUGCAGACAGGGGAAACGCAGGGGACACGGGGAAUGCAGACAGGGGAAACGCAGGGGACACGGGGAACGCAGACAGGGGAAACGCAGGGGACACGGGGAAUGCAGACAAGGGGAACGCAGUGGAAAUCGGGAACGCUGACAGGGGGAACGCAGGGGAAAUCGGGAACGCUGACAGGGGGAACGCAGGGGAAAUCGGGAACGCUGACAGGGGGAACGCAGGGGAAAUCGGGAACGCUGACAGGGGGAACGCAGGGGAAAUCGGGAACGCUGACAGGGGGAACGCAGGAGGCGGGCGUAGGGGGAGGGGGAACGCAGGUGGGGAGAACAUAGACAGGGAGAGUGCUGGCGGGGGGAAUGGAGGGGAUUGGGGAACACAGUUUUGUUCGAGGAGGAGGAGGGGAUUUGGCUUGCCACAUAAGGAGAGGAAGUAUGGGGGUGAGGAAGGGGGAGAAAAGGGACACGAAUUGGGUUCCUCCUCCCCCGCCCUCCUCUGCCACUGCACCUCUCCCCCCACAGAGGGCCAUUUCCCCCAGCACUGGAGGGCCAUUUCCCCCCAGCACUGGGUGCACGAUGCUAUCGAUGUCCACUGGCUGCUUUUGAGGCGCCUCAAGACUCCUUCCAUCCCCAACCCCCCUUUUCUCUCCCCUGUUCCUCCUCCCGAACCGCCCUCCUCUGCCACUGUACCUCUCCCCCACCAGAGGGCCAUUUUCCCCAGCACUGGGUGCAGGAUGCUAUCGACGUCCAUUGGCUGCCAGAGCCCCCUCUCAGGUACGCUCGACUGCAUGCUUUCCCCCCACCCCACUGCAUGCUUUCCCCCCACCCCACCCUACUGCAUGCUUUCCCCCCACCCCACUGCAUGCUUUCCCCCCACCCCACUGCAUGCUUUCCCCCCACCCCACUGCAUGCUUUCCCCCCACCCCACUGCAUGCUUUCCCCCCACCCCACUGCAUGCUUUCCCCCCACCCCACCCCACUGCAUGCUUUCCCCCCACCCCACUGCAUGCUUUCCCCCCACCCCACUGCAUGCUUUCCCCCCACCCCACUGCAUGCUUUCCCCCCACCCCACCCCACUGCAUGCUUUCCCCCCACCCCACUGCAUGCUUUCCCCCCACCCCACUGCAUGCUUUCCCCCCACCCCACCCUACUGCAUGCUUUCCCCCCACCCCACUGCAUGCUUUCCCCCCACCCCACCCUACUGCAUGCUUUCCCCCCACCCCACUGCAUGCUUUCCCCCCACCCCACUGCAUGCUCACUGAGUUCACACUCCUGAGUUCACUGGGACGGCCGUCUUUCCUCUCCCACCACCACUG
Closterium sp. NIES-65 is the source of this 1874-nucleotide messenger RNA. The record is from the annotation of a GenBank genome assembly. NCBI's taxonomy places the organism in Eukaryota, Viridiplantae, Streptophyta, Zygnematophyceae, Desmidiales, Closteriaceae.